Molecule: messenger RNA, 1062 nt
Organism: Lodderomyces parapsilosis
Lineage: Eukaryota; Fungi; Ascomycota; Pichiomycetes; Serinales; Debaryomycetaceae
Product: origin recognition complex subunit 6
Exons: 1
Coding region: 1-1062 (353 amino acids)
Biological process (GO): DNA replication
Cellular component (GO): nuclear origin of replication recognition complex
Molecular function (GO): DNA binding
Source: RefSeq, a predicted model, not a curated record
AUGGCGUCGAAUCAGAUCAACCAGUCCAUCAAGGACAUCAUCCCUUCAUAUUCUGGUGAAAAUCGACGCAAGCUAUCAACUUACAUCGACUCAUUAUACAAUAUAAGUUUACGCAAGAGUGGUUCCUUGCCUAACAAUGCGGAGAUCGGACGUUACCACUUGUGCACAUUUGUGAUUGCUGAGAAAUUUCAAACAAUAUUCAAUCUACCGACACCAGAUGUGACGAAAAUACCGAUAAAGCCCCAAGUCGUGAUGCGUCUAUUGGACGACUUUCGUGAAUUGGUCAAUCAAAUGUCUGCUGCUAGUACGCCAACCUCAAGCCCUAGGAAGCGUCAGUCCACUCCUUUGAAAAAUUCAGCGCCGAAUAACCCAGAAAAGCAGUCUGGAUCCCCAUUGAAGAAGCUUAAAGCAGCAGCAGUAGCAGGGGAUUUGGAAGAGAAUAAUGACGAUGACAAGCCCUCAAGCCCUCCUGGUAAAAAGACAAAAUCUUCAUUUGUGAACAAAACCAACACACCCACAAGAGGAAACUACAAAUACACGUUCAAACUUGUUCUGCUUAGCGAAUUCAUCACAUUUUGCAACACCUUCUACAUCCCUAGCAAAUACACUGUCCAAAUGUUGUCCACUUUUUAUUCUCACAAACACAAGUUUGCAAAGAAGAGUGAUUGGUCAUUAGCAUGUGGGAUAGUUUACACAGCCUAUAUUCGAAUAAAUCACAGGCUACUACACGACAAGAUUGGGGCAAAAGCCGAGUUUAUGAAUUUGCUUUUGCAAUAUCAAAAGGGGGCAUUGCUGAAGGCAUCUCUUCAAUCGUGGUGUACUUUAAUCGAAGAGUGGAUUAGGGAGGAGCCAUGGGUGCAAGACAUUGAAAAGCAGUAUAUGUAUGGCAACGAGGCGUUAAUGGAAAAGACCUUGAAUGAUGAGUACAUUGGCAUGAUUGGGGAAGGUUGGGACUUGAUGGAGCGUUUUGGUGCAAUGAUUCAUGGGGAGGUAUUAUACCAGUCUGAUACUCAAAACAAAUACUUUGCUACAUGGUCAAAGAAAAUAGUUGGAGAUUUAUAG